Molecule: messenger RNA, 1159 nt
Organism: Zingiber officinale
Lineage: Eukaryota; Viridiplantae; Streptophyta; Magnoliopsida; Zingiberales; Zingiberaceae
Product: caffeoyl-CoA O-methyltransferase-like
Exons: 5
Coding region: 281-1009 (242 amino acids)
Molecular function (GO): S-adenosylmethionine-dependent methyltransferase activity; O-methyltransferase activity
Source: RefSeq, a predicted model, not a curated record
GUCCAAGGCGGCAUCGUGGUCGAUGCUGUCACCCACUACGUGCGUUGGAACGGCCGCCUUUGACUCCGGGCACAGACAGCCGAGCCGAGAGAAGCACUGCGACCAGUGCCCAUGCCCACCGGGAUUGGAUCCGGUGCCCUUGCCUGAUCCGGGAUUGGAUUGGUUGGCUAUUAAUAUAUAUUCAUGCCAGCGGAAACAGCGAAAGGAAAGAAGUCAAGAACUAGAGUGAUUAGAGCUAGGAAGAGAGACGGGAAUAAGAACCAAAUCGCCACCGCCGGACAUGGAGAGCUCGUCCGAUGAUCAUGUGAUCCUGUUGCAAGACCACAAAACUCUCCUGAAGAGCGGGGCUCUAUACCAGUAUUUACUGGAGACGAGCGUGUAUCCGCGUGAACCUGACGCCAUGAAGGAGCUCCGCAGCAUCACGGUCAACCAUCCCUUGAAUGGCAUCGCUACAGCAGCAGAUGAGGCUCAAUUUUUGAGCAUGCUUCUCAAGGUGAUGAACGCGAAGAAGACAAUGGAGAUCGGUGUAUUCACCGGCUACUCCCUCCUCGCGACUGCCCUUGCCCUCCCGGACGACGGAAAGAUAAUAGCCAUUGAUGUAAACCGAGAGUUCUAUGAGCUUGGGGUGCCUGUGAUCCAAAAUGCCGGGGUUUCACACAAGAUUGACUUCCGAGAGGGCGAGGCUCUACCCAUCCUUGAUGAACUGAUGAAGGAGGAAGGCAAGAAGGGGUCCUUUGACUUCAUCUUCGUUGACGCUGACAAGAAAAACUACAUCAACUACCACUCGCGGGCGGUGGAGCUCGUGCGGGUGGGUGGCAUCGUCGCCUACGACAACACGCUCUGGUACGGUUCCGUGGUGGCACUGCCAGAGGAAACUCUCCCUAGCUAUGUCAUGGGUUUCAGGGAUGACGUCAUCAAGUUCAACAAGUACCUCGCCGCCGACCACCGCGUCGAAAUCUGCCAUCUCUCCAUCUCCGAUGGCCUCACACUCUGCCGCCGCCUGUCUUGAUGUGGUGCUGCGUUUCGGUUGCUGCGAAUAAGAGAGCAAGGAUAGCAAGUAUAAACUAUGUUGGUUUCUACUGAUGCAAUUUGGAUGCUCAACUAUAUUUAUUUCUGAACUUGUAUUAGUAUUAUUCUAGUGGAACUUUUUUUAUAUUCA